AUGGAGGAAGCCCAGCAGGCAAAGGCAGAAGCCAGGCCAGGUUCAGAGUUGCGGACAGCCGAGGGAGGCGAGAAUGGGAAAGAAGGGCAAGGAUUCCAGGCUGAGACGCGGCGCGGGACCCGAGGGGAUGUUGGGGAGGCGAGGAGGGGUAGAGAACGCAGAGGUCGAGGGGAACGGGACUUAGGGGCAGCAGGGGAAGGGAGCAGCGGGGCGCGACUCGGCGCGGGCCGCACAAGUCCCGGCUCAGGGACCAGCCCUGCGCGGGCCACGCCUUUCGGUCCCAGUAACCCCCCCACCCCUGGCACUCCGCCCCCGAGGCGGGUCAGGGGAAAUACCCCUCCCCGGGGACUUUUGGAACCCGGGUGUCGUGCUGCCAACACGUUCCCAGAGCCCGGUCCCAUCCACCCCUCUCCGAGCCGUCCCUACUGCUACCUUCCCCCACGGCCGGUGCCCCGGGUACCCCGCGCGUUCAGGGCCGGCUCCACGCCUCUGCUCCUUGCUGCCGCUCUCACGGGGGUCCCCGGACAGAGCCGGCCAUCCCCUCCCGCGCUGCCCGCACCGACAUCAUCAGGGCACGAAGACGGAUUCUCUCCAGCCUGCUGCCCCACAGCCCUGAAGAUCCCUGUUUCCAGACGCCCCUCCGCCCCCGACUCGCGCCGACCCAGGGCGGCGGCCAGUGACUCAGGCCCCUCGAGGGACUUUGGGAGGAAGCUGCAGCUGCUCGGAGCCGAGCCCGCCCUUCCCAUCUCUCGCCGCUCCGCCCCACGCUUUGGCCUUCCCGGGCCAGCCUUUGUUGCUGCGGGUCGAGGGCGGUCGCGGUGGGGGCGGCUGUGGGGACCAGGGGGAGGGCGGGAAACAGGCUCUCGGAGGCUCAGGGCCUCGGCAGCUUCUCGGCCCUUCCAGGGAUGUCACCCCGACCCUUGUUAGCUUCACCUUGUCUCCCUUGGUCCCUUGGGCUGUAGCGGGAAAAACUG
This is a messenger RNA of Ochotona princeps (American pika), 974 nucleotides long. Its product is annotated as basic proline-rich protein-like. The record is from RefSeq and is a predicted model, not a curated record. The transcript has 3 exons. Lineage: Eukaryota; Metazoa; Chordata; Mammalia; Lagomorpha; Ochotonidae. Bases 1 to 927 code for a protein of 308 amino acids.